GCGCGCGCCGCCGUUCAUUGUGCUCGGCCGGUGCCGCCUCCCGCUGCCGCUGCCGGCGGGGGGGGCCCCGCUCCCGCCCCUUCGCGCCGGUCUGGGGGGGCCACUGCUCCGAGCGCCAGCCGGGGGUUGGGGGGCUGCCCAGCCCCGCAGCCAUCCCGGAGGAGGGCUGCUUUGCACUGAGCCCCGCUGCACCCAUCCUAGGGAAGGGAAGGGGAGGGGAGGGGAGGGGGGGUGUGUGUGCGCCUAUUCUGGCCCGAGGGUGGCUCAGCACCCAUCCCGGGGGGGGUGUGCGCCGCGCGGGGAGGGUUCAGCACCCAUCCCCCGAGCGGGGCUGCUUUGCGCCCAACCCCGCUGCACCUCUCCCGGGGAGCUGCGCUGCCGCCGGGUGGGUGGCUAGCACCCAUCCCCGGGGGAGCGGGUUGCUUUGCACCCAUCCCCGGGGGGGGCUGCACCGCGCCGGGGGGCUGCACCGCACCUUCCCCCCCCCCCCCCCUCCCGGAGGUGUGGGGGGCUGCGCCGCACCCAGCCCCGCUCUCCCCAUCGUGGGGCGACGCGGGGGCUGCCAGCCUUCUCCCGUCGCGGGUGACCGGCUCCUGGCUCCCGCCUCGUUUUAUGGUCGUGGAGAGGGAGGAAAAAUCCCAAACCAGCUGCGUAAAUGAGUAUGGAAGAUUAUGAUUUCCUCUUCAAAAUUGUUUUGAUCGGCAACGCCGGUGUGGGGAAGACCUGCUUAGUCCGUCGCUUCACUCAGGGGCUUUUCCCACCAGGUCAAGGAGCCACGAUUGGGGUUGACUUUAUGAUUAAAACUGUGGAGAUAAAUGGUGAAAAAGUAAAGCUGCAGAUCUGGGACACUGCAGGACAAGAGCGAUUCCGAUCCAUCACGCAGAGUUACUAUCGCAGCGCUAACGCGUUAAUCUUGACCUACGACAUCACCUGCGAGGAAUCCUUCCGGUGUCUCCCUGAGUGGCUGCGAGAAAUCGAGCAGUAUGCCAGCAAUAAGGUCAUAACCGUGCUAGUGGGUAAUAAGAUUGAUUUAGCUGAUAAGAGGGAAGUCUCCCAGCAAAGAGCUGCAGAGUUUUCUGAAGCACAGGACAUGUACUAUCUGGAAACCUCAGCAAAAGAAUCGGAUAAUGUGGAAAAACUCUUCCUGGACUUGGCCUGCCGGUUGAUCAGCGAGGCACGACAGAACACCCUUGUGAACAAUGUCUCAUCCCCCUUACCAGGAGAGGGGAAAAGUAUCAGCUACUUGACUUGCUGUAAUUUUAAUUAAAGAGCUGGCAGGUGAUUUCCCCUUCUACCAUGGGCCAAGAGGAUUUUUUUUUUUUGUUGCUGGGAUUUAUCUGCUUGAGGAGAAUUCCUGCCACUUUGACCCAUCUGACUUACUGUGAGUCAGGUUGCAGACCUGGAAGCAUGGCAGGCUGAUGGUUAUGGUUCCAGAUGCAUGGCAACAUAGCAGAAUAUAACAUGGUUUAAAUGUCAUUUUUCUUGCAGUCUCUGGAGUGGGGUAGGAAAAGAAGAGUUGCACAAGUGCUUCAUGUAAUGCAGAACUUGAGCUAUUGCAUUUCCUUCUAUGAGAGACUAGAGCAGCCUCACUUGAAGACACUGAAGAGAUCAAAAUCUCUCUUAUAGAGCAAUGUGUUUGGUCCUUUUUAAAAUAAAUAACAAGAAAAAAACAAUGAACACUGACCCUGGACUACACUGGCAAUCUUCUGGGGUGCCAGCAAGUGAGCUCUUAGGACAUGUACAUAUCAUCUUCCUGUGCAUCUUCAUGGACGACUCUGAUGUUUGAAAUGGUGUUAUGUCUCUCAUCCACUGGCACUUUCUCAUAAACAUGACAUUAAAAAAAAGAAAGCUACAUAUAUCAGCAUUUUCAAGAUGUAAGAAGACAUGGAUACAGCUCCGUUGCUCCCUUUGGUGCUAGCAGUUCAGCAAAUACUCCAUAGACCAAAUGUAGUCUUACUACAUUACUGUCCUCUGAAUGUGUAACUUAGACUGGUUAGGAAAAAAACACUAAUAAGCACUGUUCAUAAAAAUAAAAAAAUCUUGUUACCUCUUUUUCUAAGCCUGAACGUAGUGGGAAAGUACUGUGCUUCUUUGAUAUCCAACACAGGAUGAAAAGACUUUCCAGAAAUAAAUAAAUAACUAAAAAUAAUAA
Messenger RNA from Tyto alba (common barn owl), 2152 nucleotides. RefSeq names its product RAB30, member RAS oncogene family (gene RAB30). Bases 656 to 1267 code for a protein of 203 amino acids. Gene Ontology annotation, biological process: Rab protein signal transduction. The transcript is spliced from 5 exons. Gene Ontology annotation, molecular function: GTPase activity; GTP binding. Lineage: Eukaryota; Metazoa; Chordata; Aves; Strigiformes; Tytonidae. The record is from RefSeq and is a predicted model, not a curated record. Gene Ontology annotation, cellular component: trans-Golgi network.